AUGGUAGCUGAGUGUACGAGUACGAUCGCAGGCAGCUCUGCCGUAGACUCUGACGUCAUCGCCUCCAGGCUAGCGGAGCGGUUGGAUUCGCUGUCCCUAGAUGGGCCUCUGGCCGAUGCGCUGCAGAACGGAGACUUCGACGCGACCUCAGGCGCCGCACGCUGCGAGCUGGAAAUUGAGGUCCGUCUAGGGUCCAUCAAGAACACGUAUGAUGGGCAACGGUUCACGCUGCCGCUUGAGACCGAUGCCUUGCUCAGCGAACGGGCAUCGGUCAGGUUCCAGUCGAGCGUGUCAAGCGGACAGUUUCAGGCUGCGUCCGGGUUCCUGAAGCAAGUCGCCGAGAUCAGCGAUGACCGUCUGGACUGGCAGACGCAGAUGGGAGUGCUGACAUUCGACCGCUUCUUCAAGUUGCCGGAGUACGAGGAGAGCGUGAGAAUCAGUGUACCUCAGAACCAGACAACGGCACGUGCCAAGACUUUCGAAGCCAUACGCAAGGUGAAACUGCUCACGUGGAACGUCUCCACUGGCAGUGCUUCGAGGGAGUCGCAGAUGGGCGACGAUUCGGGCGAAACUGGCGAUCAAGAUCAUCUGGAUUACAGGGUUGCGGUCAACCUCGAGUACCGCGUGCCUGUGCGUGAGCUCCCCAGCACCAGCUCCGCUACUACACGCCGGAAGAAGUCGCGAAAUACGUUCAUACACAGCGAAGGGCACGUCAGGUUUGACCUGACGCAAGUGCAAACGGUCAGCAACGACUCUGGUGCUGGAGACGAUGGUCCAUGCCAGUACGAGGUUGAGGCUGAGCUCCUUGGCUCAGUCGUUCUAGAUGUACUUAAGCGUGAGGCUACACCUCAAUCAGAACGCCUACAGCUGCUCAAGUAUCACUGCUCAACGCUCGUGAAUGCCAUCAAGCACCUCCGAGACGUCAUUAUGAGGGGUGACACGUAUUCCGAUCCCGGGACUGCAAUGGUGGGAGGCAUCAUGUCUACAAAGCUAGGAUUGUGUGAUCUGCGUGUCGUGCAGCAGGGUAACGCAGAAGUGUCCAAGUAUCGCAAGGAAGUAUCACCGCAGUUGCCCCUUAUUGGCGAUUAUCUGUUCCGUGCAGUAACGCCCGCCCUUGAAAGGGGACUUGUCAAAAGACAGAAAGCGUCGCCUUAUCGCGAGCAUCUAGCAGAAAUUCCAGGGCCGUUUGUCAUACUGGAUGGCGGUCCAGAGGAAGGCAAAAGAGUAGUUCUUUCUAGGCGCACCUAG
Babesia bigemina is the source of this 1248-nucleotide messenger RNA. RefSeq lists its product as hypothetical. Gene Ontology annotation, molecular function: polynucleotide 5'-phosphatase activity. The coding region runs from base 1 to 1248 and encodes 415 amino acids. The record is from RefSeq and is a predicted model, not a curated record. NCBI's taxonomy places the organism in Eukaryota, Apicomplexa, Aconoidasida, Piroplasmida, Babesiidae. The transcript has a single exon.